CACCAGCAACGCUCCCCAGCUUCCGCGCGGCUUCACCACACAGGCUCAUACUCAUACCCGCCUCACGCCACGCGACCGGCCGUCGCCGGCCAUCAAUGCCCCGGGAUGAGGUCGCUCCUCACGUGCCUUGUGGCGGGCAGCCAAUACCUCAUACACCCACACAAGCUGGUGCGUGUCCUGCCCGUCUGACCCCGGCGCGAGUCCCCCACCGUUGAUGCCAGUCCAGGGCUCCAUCCAAGAGACCAUCAACCCCGAUGCCAUCGUGCCCGUGACGCUGUUGGAGACGCACGAGAUAUUUGGUGACGUUGACGCCACCCUCCGUCUCUUCGACAGCUACGACGACGUCUUCGUGCCCGAGUUCGGCGCCGUGCUAGUCGAGAAGCCCGGCCCGAACGCGACCUCUGCUGCCGCCGACGUAGAGCCUAGCUCUCACGGCAGGCGUCUGUAUCGGCUAAGCGGCGACGUCGAGGUCACGGGUGAUGUCGCCGGCCUGCCGUCAGGGCCGUACUUUCUGUACGGGCCGAAUCUGUAUCAAGCGUGGAGGCUCUACGACGACGACCUCGGCGCCUUUGCCGUUGGCGUGAUUCCGGAAAAUGUCACACACAUGUCCGGCUUCCGUGCCUUGACUGCGCUCUCCGACUCGGGCGCGAGCAAGUCCAUCGCCGUGCCGUCACGACUGUAUCACCAUGCACCCAACGCUAAAAAGCCUCUAAGCGGCAUUCGCGUCGCCAUACCGGAUGUCUCUUCCCUUCUUGGCGUUCAGACGACGGUAUCUAGUCGUGCAUGGCGCUACCUCCACGCACUUCCUGCUGCCGCAACGUCCGUCCUUGCGGACCGACUGCUCGCGAUGGGCGCCGUCAUCGUGGGCAAGACCAAGUCGUCUCAGUUUGGGGACGGAGGCGAAUGGGUAGACGAGCAGGCGCCCUGGAGUCCUCGGGGUGAUGGCUAUCAGAAGCCCGGCCGAGGUGCCGCCGGCGCCGGGGCUGGUGUGGCCGGCUACGAGUGGCUCAAGGCCGCGUUUGCCGUUGAUGGUGAUGGCGGCGUACGGCAACCAGCGGCAGCGCACGGAGUAUACUCUCUGCGUAUGAGUCGCGGUGGUGUCUCCCUCGACGGCACGCAGACAAGCUCUCCGACGUUUGAUUCCGCGGGGCUUAUGGCUAGGGAUGUGCUCGAGCUCUACAAUACUGCAAUGGCGGUGUUGACCCAUGGACGGUCCGAUGUGCCGCCGCCUCCGGGAAGGCUGGUGUAUCCUGCGGACGUCUUUGAUACAGUUCCUUCGAAAGAGCGGCAAAAGCUGAUGGCCCACUUUGUCACAGCGAUGGAGAAUCACCUCGGGGUCAAGGCGGAGCGAAUACGCCUGUCGUCACUUUGGAACCAGCAUGGGCCAGACGCUGCCAAGGAUCAAAGCUUGGGCGAGUAUAUCGGGAAUGCCUCUUUUCGUCUGUAUUGCUACGAGUUCUACCACACGUAUGAUGCGUUCCGUUCCGACUACACAGCCAAGGUUGGGCACGCUCCAUACGCCGAGGCAAGCGUUUUGCACAAGUGGUCGAUUGGAAAGAGCGUCAGCAAGUCAGAAUAUGACGAAUACCAGACACGACUUGAGGUGUUCCGAAAAUGGUUUGGCGAGCAGGUGAUGAACAUUACGAGCGCGGAGCAGCGCUGGACAGCCAUGUUGUUGCCGUUCGAUAGCGAGGCUCCGGACUACCGUGAUGAGAAACCUCGCGAGCCGCCUCACCAGCAUGGCUUCUCGGCCGAGUUGCUGUCAUCGGCUUUGCAGACGCCUCAGGUUGUGGUACCAUUUGCACAACUACCGUAUACGUCACGAAUCAGCGGGAGGAAGGAAUUCCACCCCGUGUACGGGUCCGUCAUGGGGCCUCGCGGCGGCGACUUGGCUGUGGUGUACCUUGUACGGCGGGCGUUUGAAAGUGUGCGGUGGCGGACGAGGGUUGACACGGGGCGGCUAUCCUUCCCAAUCGGAGACAAUGAGCGCAACGUCGAUGACAGACACGUUGCGGUUUCGGGGGACGACCAGCUCAGACGACCUGCCGAGGAGGCAUUGUCGGAUGAGUUGUAGAGCGCCUUGCUGAGUCUUGUCUUUGACGGACCUAGAUGCAGGAAGUACAGGCCUCUAUGGCUGGGCGGCUAUGGAUUGAGCUACCAGCUACGCGCAAUUACCGGACAGCUGGGCGAUUCGGACAUGGUCAGGUGCAGCAUGGUGAACGGCGUUGGCGUUGAUGUGCCAAAUGACGCCCAGCAUGUCCAGUAGGUGAAAGGUAGGCGUUCUAACGUUGUAACCACCACCCACCUGGACUUGUGGGGUUCGUCAUCCGCAACGGGCGCCGCCACGACGCCACUGUCGGAUCUUCCUAGCGCCCCUGGUGCCCCUCGCGGGCCACAGGUGCUGACGGGCGGCAGUGGUCCCAAGCGGGGUCCGUCCGUCCAGCCAAAAUUUCCAUCCAC
Molecule: messenger RNA, 2460 nt
Organism: Purpureocillium takamizusanense
Lineage: Eukaryota; Fungi; Ascomycota; Sordariomycetes; Hypocreales; Ophiocordycipitaceae
Exons: 8
Coding region: 215-2074 (619 amino acids)
Biological process (GO): proteolysis
Molecular function (GO): aspartic-type endopeptidase activity
Source: RefSeq, a predicted model, not a curated record